Molecule: messenger RNA, 2472 nt
Organism: Penicillium brevicompactum
Lineage: Eukaryota; Fungi; Ascomycota; Eurotiomycetes; Eurotiales; Aspergillaceae
Product: putative C6 transcription factor
Exons: 5
Coding region: 1-2472 (823 amino acids)
Biological process (GO): DNA-templated transcription; regulation of DNA-templated transcription
Cellular component (GO): nucleus
Molecular function (GO): DNA binding; zinc ion binding; DNA-binding transcription factor activity, RNA polymerase II-specific
Source: RefSeq, a predicted model, not a curated record
AUGCCGAACACUGCGCGUCCCCAGAUGUCCUCCAAUCAGCAUCUCGGCAAUGUCAGAGAACAGAGUGUUGAAUAUUCUUCUGCCGAGUCCGAUAAUGAUCAAAUAGGGGCCAAUGGCUCGUUGAAGCGAAAACGCCCCCUCACUGUCUCAUGCGAGUUGUGCAAGCAAAGAAAAGUCAAGUGCGACCGAGUCCAGCCGAGCUGUGGCUGGUGCACCCGCAAUGGCCAAUUAUGCGAGUACAGAGAGCGAAAAAAGCCUGGUCUGAGGGCUGGAUAUGGCAAAGAACUAGAACAGCGUCUCGAUCGAUUGGAAGACAUUAUCCAAUCGCAAGCUCGUCUGAUUGAAGUGCACAUCUUGCAAAAUCAAUCCUCGGUGGGUCAUGAAGUGCCACAUAUGGGAGCUCUUUCAUAUAGCUCUCCAUCAGAGCCAUCAGCUGCCCAUGGCCCAAGCCCUAGUGCUGCCCUGUACUUGAAUGAUCAUGGCUCUGCGGUCACUUUGCCAUCGCGCCGUGCGGAUAUGUCAAUGACCAGCCCAUCGGAUACAUCCGCUAGGAAUCCUUCGCAAAAUCAAGUGCAUCAUGCUAUGGCUGUCACACCAGUGGGAUCACUGAUACAAGCCCAAAGCUCGAAUCAUGAUUACUCAGGGAACGAAUCUUCCCUAAACGUUCCUGUGAACAUUUUCUCCAACCAAGAGCAGUCGCUUGCCGACCCGGAUCUUGAUCUUCCGCCAUACGAUUUGCUCUAUGCAUUAGUCGAUCUGUAUUUUGAGCACAUCAAUUCCUGGUGUCCGAUUUUUCACCGGCGAACAACACUAGAUACGUUCUUUGGCCCAACCCCUCUAGAGGAGGCGGACAGGAUGGUCCUUUAUGCCAUCGUGGCAACUACUCUUCGAUUCUCUUCAGAUGCUAGACUGAACGACCAAAACAGGAAGCGCUACCAUAACUCAGCCAAGCAGAAAGUCCUCUUUUAUGGCUUGGAAAAUUCGUCAGUCAAAGCACUUCAAGCCCUUGUGAUACUGGCACUAGAUCUGGUUGGGUCAUCGAAUGGCCCGCCUGGAUGGAAACUCCUUGCGCUGAUCACACGAUCUGUCGUUCAGCUGGGCCUAGCCGUUGAACCUAAGUCAUCUCUCAUUAAUCCGCUCUAUCCUUCGAUUUAUACGUUGAGAGCUGUCACUCUAUCGGAGCCAGACUCUUGGAUUGAGGACGAGAGCAGGCGACGUCUAUUUUGGAUGGUAUAUCUGCUAGAUCGGUAUUCUACCCUGGCUACUGCUUUCAAUUUUGCCCUCGAUGACAGGGACAUUGACCGCAAACUCCCCUGCAAAGAUGAUUCCUUCAUGAAAAACCAACCGGUUGAAACAAGGUGGUUCCAGUGCUCCAGCGAUCGUGCAGACUAUCUCAGCCAUGCCGAGAAUGUCGGCUCCUUCGGGCUUUAUGUGGAGAUCUUAGGAAUUCUCUCGAGAAUUCACCUAUUUCUCAAAAGACCUGUGGAUAUCGGUGCUCUAUCCGAUGUUGAAGAAUGGCAGGCAACCUAUCGCAAGCUUGACAACGAGUUGACAUCAUGGGAAUUCAAUCUUCCCGCAGAAUACGCCUACGAAAACUCAUCUCGACUCUUUAGCGGGCCAAAACAUGGUAGGCCUUUGCACAGUGACUGGGUGCAGCUACACGCAACAUACCAGACGGCUGUGAUCCGCCUACACUCAUCAGCAGCAUACCCAACAACCCGAUCCCCAAUAUUUACACCUUCAUACAGCGCGAGUCAGCGAUGUCUCCUCGCCGUUGAAAACAUCUUAUCAGUGACACGGUUUGUCGUAGAAAACGGCAUGCUAGACAAGAUGGGCCCGCCCUUUGCUUUCACGCUCUGGGUCUCAGCACGUCUCCUUCUCGUCCACGGCUCAACAAUCGCACAUACUGUCAGCGCAGAUAUCAUUUUCUUCGUGGACACGUUAUUCCAGCUCGGAAAAUACUGGAAGGUUGCAGAGCGAUACAGCAACAUCCUUCAGCGUGUCUUAGAUGAAUACAACGAAUACCAACAAUCCACUGCCCUCGACGGCGAGCGCUCCACGCCAUCAACAGUCAAAAUUCUUGCCGACAUGCGUCGUUGCGCAUUCGACCUGGACUUCCUUAUCUCCCGCCAACCCCGAGAAUCACCCGCAGACAACGGUAUAGGUGAUAGCCACCAGUCAGGCCCCACUCAGGGGAUGCCGCGGAAUUUCGCCCCCAACGAACUCGAAUACCUCGACGUCUUCGGCUUCUUCAAUGUCCCCCGUGUCCCUCCAGCUCGGGCACCUGAAAGUACCGCGCAACAGAUGAACAUCUCCGAACCAGUACCGGAUCCGAUGUCCAUUCAUGGAUUGACGGCUGCGGAUCCACCUUCUGGGGUUGUUGAUACCAGUCACGCUAACUCAAAUGAGUUCAAUAUCACCAAUUAUUUGAUCCCGACACCGGAGACGGAUUGGCUCUUCCGUCCAUCUUGA